Messenger RNA from Hippocampus comes (tiger tail seahorse), 1759 nucleotides. RefSeq names its product cytochrome c oxidase assembly factor COX18 (gene cox18). The transcript has 7 exons. The record is from RefSeq and is a predicted model, not a curated record. Lineage: Eukaryota; Metazoa; Chordata; Actinopteri; Syngnathiformes; Syngnathidae. Gene Ontology annotation, cellular component: mitochondrial inner membrane. Gene Ontology annotation, molecular function: membrane insertase activity. The coding region runs from base 215 to 1183 and encodes 322 amino acids. Gene Ontology annotation, biological process: protein insertion into mitochondrial inner membrane from matrix; mitochondrial respiratory chain complex IV assembly.
CCACGACGUCAUAAGACCGCGCCUCUCCUUUUCGGCGGAUGUCUGCUGAGCGGCGAGCGAGCAGAAAGGUGAAAGCGCUCCACAAACGACCCUUAGCAGGUGAUUAGGAAAUAGGAGACUUUCAUGUCGUCAUGUUUAUCCCUUAGAAAAACAACUCGAACUCAUUUUGGGAUGAGCUGAAUCAAGCCGCUCAUCCUCGUAGUGGGAGGCCGCCAUGCUGGUCCUGGCGGGUCUGCGCUUCCCGCGGCUCCCCUUGAGAGCGUCGCGCUGCUCUGCCUUCUUCAAGAAGUCUCCUCUUCGUCUUCCUCCCGCCGCCCGCUCCUCAAGUCUCCGCCGCCAUCUGUCCUCGGGGGGCGUGGAUCCGGGCUGGUACGAGCAGGCGGCGCGCUCGGCCCCCGUGCACCUGGCUGAGGACUUACUGGUCCAGGUCCAGCAGACCACCGGGCUUCCCUGGUGGCUCAGCAUCGCCGUCAGCACCCUGAGUGUCCGGACGCUGGUCACGCUGCCCCUCGCCGCCUACCAGAUGCGCGUCCUGGCCAAGGUGGAGGCGCUGCAGACGGAGAUCGCGGCGCUGGCCAAGAGACUGCGGUACGAAGUGUCGCUGAGGGCCAGCGAGCGAGGUUGGACGGACAAGCAGAGGAGCUUCCAGUUCCGGAAGAAUCUGCGGCGUCUGGUGUCGCAGCUGUAUGUGAGGGACAACUGUCACCCUUUCAAGGCAUCGCUGCUGGUUUGGGUUCAGCUGCCGCUUUGGAUCGGCCUGUCGCUCGCCCUCAGGAACCUCAGCGCGCCGCACUCGGCGCUCAAGGCCUCCUUGGCCACGGGGGGCGCUCUGUGGUUCCCCGACCUGACGUCGCCCGACUCCACGUGGCUCCUGCCGCUCGCUCUGGGGCUGACCAAUCUGCUCAUCGUGGAGCUGUUUUCCCUCCAGCGGUCCAACGUGUCGUCCGCCCACAAGGCAGUGACAAACGCCAUGCGAGGUCUGUCCCUGCUGAUGAUUCCCAUCGCUGCCGGGGUCCCGUCGGCGAUGGCGCUCUACUGGUGGUGCUCCAGCCUGGUGGGCUUGGGUCACAAUCUUCUACUUCGCGCUCCUGCUCUCUGCAAGAUCCUCAAACUUCCCACGCGGCCUUCCAACACGCCCUACAAAGACCUGAUGGACGCCGCCGUCAGGAAGUACCGCAAGUAAAAAGGAAGUCAUUGGCGGCGCAGUGGCUGUGCAGGAAGUGGCGCCAAAGCGCACCACCGACCAAGUCUGGGUUCUGCCUCCCUACCCCAAGAAUGUCUGGAUGCCUCUCUCCAAAGUACGCAAGUGAACAGGAAGUUGCCUGCAGCUGGACAGGAAGUGUGUGUGUGUGUGUGUGUGUGUUUUGGACUCGCUGACCCGAGCCAGGACUCGUCUUCAUUUCCUGUGGGCCAGUUUCUAUUAUGUGCAAGCAUCAAUCGGGACCCGCAAGAAUUUCCUCCUCUCUCAGUGCAUUCGCAGCUGCUCAAAAUAACACUUCAGAAAGUGACUUGGCCGUUUUGUUGAAACGUUUUGAACUUUUGAUGCCGCUACCCGUUUGGUGGGUGUAGUUCCUAAACGCCCUUUGUUGUGAUUGAGGAGUCAGGAACGUACGCGGUCGCUGCGUUCACUCAUUGCAGACUUCUGAAUCAUUCUCUACUGGUGACGCUGGAUCUCAAACCAUAAAUCGACUUCUCUCCCUUCAUCACGGAUUUUUGUUCGUUUCUUUGUUUUUAUUCUUGCGAACUGGCAUUGACGAGA